AUGCUGAAGUACGAUGAAUAAACCCAACGGCAACAAUUAUCACAAAUUCCAUCACUUCAACAAGUACUUAGUACAGCAACAUUUUCAAUAAAUGAACAACAAAAUACUGAAAAUCAUUUAACAUCAAAAGAAUGUGAUGAUCCACUUGUACAUCAUCUUUUUCGUUAUACUGAAUCAAUAUCCAAUGAAUUAGAAUCAAAACCAAUAACUGAAAAAAUGGAUCAUUGGUAUUUAGAUUUGAAAAAAAAUUUAAUGACUGAAUUUGAUAAAUUACGAUUACAAUUCAUUGAAGAAGCACAACAAAAUACUCUACGUGAAAAACAAGCCCAAGCUAAAGAAUAUAUACGUUUAAAUCAAGAUAUAAAAACUAUGCGUGACAUGUUAACACAUUAUGAACAUAAAAUUGAUCAAAAAGAUCAAGCCGAAAAAAAUCUUAAUAAAGCAUUAGAUUUAUUAUAUAAUAAAACAAUUGCUUAUCGUCGUUAUUAUGAAUGGCGUAUACUUCAUAUUGAAAGACGACGACAACAAUAUGCAUUAAUGCUUGCUAAACGAUUCUAUGAAGAUAAAAUGAAACGCAAAGCAUUAACAAAUUGGAAAACUGCAGUUGAACGAGAAUGGAAAAAACGUUUUGAAUUAGCUUGUGAAAAAAAAGCUAAAGACGUAUUGAUUGAAUUAGGUAAUGAAUAUGAAUUAAAAUAUAAACAAUUAGAAUUACAAUUAUUAAAUGCAAAUGAAGAAAUAGCACGUUUAAGAAUUGAUAAAGGUGAACAUGAUGAAGCCUUAAAAAAGGCUUUUAUGCGUGGAGUUUGUGCCUUAAAUAUGGAAGCAAUGUCGGUUUUACUUAAAAAUGAAAAUGAAUUAGAGACAACAACAUCAACAAAUGAAGAAAAACAACGACGAUGUUGUAAUCAUCAUGAUAAUGUUGAUGAACAAUUCAUUGAUGAAGGUAUUCCAUUAACUGGUGAUGAAGAAAAUGGUUCAAAAUCUUCAUCCUGUUGUCAUACAUUUCCAACACAUGUUUAUAAAGAACAUUUACCAAGUACAAUUUAUCGUACCGGAGAAGCACGUCCUAUUCGUCAUACAGGUACAAAUAAUAAUCAGCAUCGUCAUGUAACAUUUACUAAACGUCAAUCGACUGGAACAAGUCGCACUCGGUAUCCAAAUAAUAAUAAUAAUAUAUUAGUUGAACGACAUGCACCAACAAAUAAUAUUCGUUCAUAG
This is a messenger RNA of Rotaria sp. Silwood2, 1221 nucleotides long. NCBI's taxonomy places the organism in Eukaryota, Metazoa, Rotifera, Eurotatoria, Philodinida, Philodinidae. The record is from the annotation of a GenBank genome assembly.